ACACGGCCAUUCCUGCACGCAGGACUCGGCCGCCGUGGAGCGGAGUUUGCAGCUGCACGCUCAGGCAAUAGGUGGCACUGAGGGACGAUGUAGUUUUGCGUUGUCCCCGAAAAAACGUCACUGCGGAAGAGAGAGCCGGAGGGGAGAGGCUGGCAUUGUGUCCUCGCCCGGAGCAGCGGCCAGGCAGGGAGCGGCAGACAUGUGGCGGGAGAGCCUUCCAAACGCGUGGGAGAGCAUCAUGUCCCAGAUCAGGCCUUUUGACUGUUCCCAGAAGAAUGCAGUCCUGGUCCCUGUGGCCGCCCUGGGGGUUGGAGGGAUGCUGCUUUACUGGCUCAGAUCUGGACGCAAGAUCAAGACUAUUGACAUGGGCGAUGGGUGGUGGGGCGCAGGCGAAAGGCCCCCCAAAGGGAAAGAAGACACAAGCAUCCGUCCCUUCAAGAUUGAAACAUCUGACAAAGAAAUCGAGGAUCUGCACCAGCGCCUGGAUCGGUUCCGCUUCACACCGCACGUGGAAGGAGCCGCCUUCCACUAUGGCUUCAACUCCAGCUACCUGCGGAAGGUGGUGGCCUACUGGAGGAAUCAGUUUGACUGGCGCAAGCAAGUGGAAGAGCUGAACAAAUACCCCCACUUCCACACCACCAUUGAAGGGAUUGAUAUCCAUUUUAUCCAUGUGAAGCCAUCCUAUGUUCCUCAUGGUCAAGCUGUUCGACCUCUGCUGAUGGUCCAUGGCUGGCCCGGCUCCUUUUAUGAGUUCUACAAGAUCAUUCCUCUGCUCACGGAGCCAGCCAAGCACGGCUUGAAUGAGGGUGAUGUGGUGUUUGAGGUCAUCUGCCCCUCCAUCCCAGGAUAUGGUUUCUCAGAGGCCUCUCACCAGAAAGAGUUUGACUCCAUAGCAACUGCUCGGAUAUUUCACAAGCUGAUGAACAGAUUGGGCUUCAAGGAAUACUACCUACAGGGAGGGGACUGGGGAUCUCGCAUUACCACAAACAUGGCCCAGAUGCUGCCACAGUCUGUGAAAGGGCUUCAUCUGAAUCUUGUUUUCAUCCACACGCAAGGUUUGGGAAAGAUGAUUCGUGCAAUGCUUGGAGCUUAUGUACCAUGGCUUGUAGGCUUCAGCAGGGAAGAUGCUCGACGUUUCUACCCUUUCAUGCAGAAAAACGUAUUUGACAUCCUCCGAGAGUCUGGAUACUUACACAUCCAAGCCACCAAACCAGACACUGCAGGUUGUGGACUGAAUGACUCCCCAGUGGGGCUUGCUGCAUAUAUUAUGGAGAAAUUCUCAACCUGGACAGACAAAUCAUUCCUGCAUAAAGAUGAUGGAGGCUUGGAAAGCAAAUACUCUCUUGAUGAGCUUUUGACCAAUGUGAUGAUUUAUUGGGUGACAUCCUCUAUUGUGUCCUCAAUGCGAUACUACAAGGAAAACUUCUCCAAGGACCCAAGAAUUCAUAACAGGGUUGGCGUAUAUGUUCCCACAGGGAUUGCAGCUUUUCCUCAGGAGAUUGUGCAUGUACCACGUGUCUGGGCAAAGGAUGUCUACAAGAACAUCAUCACUUACACUUACAUGCCACGUGGAGGGCAUUUUGCUGCCUUUGAGGAACCAAAGCUCCUGGCACAAGACAUCAUGCAGUUUGUCCGAAAAGUGGAACAGCUGUGAGCCUGCAGUUGAAAUAUAUACAUAUAUGGAAUGGAAACAAGUGCUUGACCAGUGGCAGAACCUUUAGACUGGAUUUGUUUAAUCCCUCAAAAUAAUCACAUAUAGACACCAGCAUUUUAUUGUGAUAAUAAUUACAGUCCUGAUUUUUAAAAUCAAGUUGUAAUGUUUUCAUAAGAAAAAAAACAUAACCAAAAAUCCAAAAA
Messenger RNA from Motacilla alba alba, 1857 nucleotides. Its product is annotated as epoxide hydrolase 1-like. The transcript is spliced from 10 exons. Lineage: Eukaryota; Metazoa; Chordata; Aves; Passeriformes; Motacillidae. The record is from RefSeq and is a predicted model, not a curated record. Gene Ontology annotation, molecular function: epoxide hydrolase activity. Gene Ontology annotation, biological process: epoxide metabolic process; arachidonate metabolic process. The coding region runs from base 200 to 1654 and encodes 484 amino acids.